CGCUGGAGGCGGGGUGAGGGCGGGCGCGCUGCCGGAGCCCGCGGCGGAAACUCCCCGAAGACAGCCCCUCCACGGUGUGCAGGAGAGGAGGGCAGGGUCCAGGGGCUGGCUUCUGGGGUGUGCUCCCGGAGCUGCAGACCGAGAGUGGCUGAGGCCAGGACUUCUCGCAGCGAUUCAGCAGCUCCACACCCAAUGGGGGGCUUGAACUCAGGGACCCUGAGAUUAAGAGUCACAUGCUCUCCCAACUGAGCCGGCCAGGUGCCCGUCUAUCUAUCUACUUCAGAGCUGAUUAGAAAGGUUUCUGGAUCUUCCCCGGCCAGGGGAUUUCUCACAGCCUCCAGCCAUGCGUCUCUCUGCCCUGCUGGCCUUGGCAUCCAAGGUCACUCUGCCCCGCGACUACCGCUAUGGGAUGAGCCGUCCAGGCUCUCUUGCAGACAGGAGGAAGAACCCUCCAGGGACCAGGCGGCGCCGGGUGGCUGUGGAACCCAUCUCUGAUGAAGAAUGGCAUCUGUUCUGUGGGGACAUGGUGGAGGUCCUAGAAGGCAAGGAUGCUGGGAAGCAAGGCAAAGUGGUUCAAGUCAUCCGGCAGCGCAACUGGGUGGUCCUGGAGGGACUGAAUACACACUACCGCUAUGUUGGGAAGACCGGGGAGUACCGGGGAACCAUGAUCCCCAGCGAAGCGCCCUUGCUCCACAACCAGGUCAAACUUGUGGACCCCGUGGACAGGAAACCCACUGAGGUGGAAUGGAGGUUCACGGAGGCCGGAGAGCGGGUACGUGUCUCCUCAAGAUCAGGAAGAAUUAUCCCCAAACCUGAUUUUCCCAGAGCGGAUGGCAUCGUCCCUGAAACGUGGAUCGAUGGUCCCAAAGACACGUCGGUGGAAGAUGCUCUAGAAAGAACCUACGUGCCCCGUUUAAAGACACUGGAGGAGGAGGUGAUGGAGGCCAUGGGGAUCCAGGAAACUCGGAGACACAAGAAGGUCUACUGGUAUUGAACCUGGGGGAGUAGCCUCUCCCCUCCUUGUCUUCAGCUUAAAGGCCAGGGCCACCUCUUCUCCAGACCCCAAUAAAGAGCCACGAGUCUU
This is a messenger RNA of Ailuropoda melanoleuca (giant panda), 1084 nucleotides long. It is a transcript of the gene MRPL24, whose product is annotated as mitochondrial ribosomal protein L24. Gene Ontology annotation, molecular function: structural constituent of ribosome; RNA binding. The record is from RefSeq and is a predicted model, not a curated record. Bases 344 to 994 code for a protein of 216 amino acids. NCBI's taxonomy places the organism in Eukaryota, Metazoa, Chordata, Mammalia, Carnivora, Ursidae. Gene Ontology annotation, biological process: translation. Gene Ontology annotation, cellular component: ribosome. The transcript has 6 exons.